Molecule: messenger RNA, 1004 nt
Organism: Pelobates fuscus (common spadefoot toad)
Lineage: Eukaryota; Metazoa; Chordata; Amphibia; Anura; Pelobatidae
Gene: TRAPPC4
Product: trafficking protein particle complex subunit 4
Exons: 5
Coding region: 49-708 (219 amino acids)
Biological process (GO): endoplasmic reticulum to Golgi vesicle-mediated transport
Cellular component (GO): TRAPP complex
Source: RefSeq, a predicted model, not a curated record
ACACUGGAGGCUGGGCUCCAGUCAGCUGACAGAAUAGGCUCCACCAAGAUGGCGAUCUUCAGUGUGUAUGUAGUGAAUAAGGCAGGCGGCCUGAUCUACCAGCUGGAUAACCAGAUCCCUCGCUCCGAGACGGAGAAAACAUUCAGUUACCCGCUGGACCUGGUGCUGAAAGUCCACGAUGAUCGGGUGCAGGUGUCAUUCGGGCAGCGUGAUGGCAUCCGAGUUGGGCAUGCGGUGCUCUCAAUCAAUGGGAUUGAUGUGAAUGGCAGAAAUACAGCAGAUGGGAAGGAACUUAUUGAAUUCCUCAAUAAUCCAGCCAACUACCCACUGUCCAUCCGGUUUGGCCGACCUCGUCUCUCUUCCAAUGAGAAACUAAUGCUGGCUUCUAUGUUCCACUCAUUAUUUGCCAUAGGAUCUCAGCUCUCCCCUGAGCCUGGAAGUUCUGGUAUAGAAAUGUUGGAAACUGAUACAUUCAAGCUGCACUGCUUCCAAACUCUGACUGGUAUUAAGUUUAUGGUGCUGUCAGACCCACGACAGGCUGGUAUAGAUUCUCUACUACGCAAGAUAUAUGAACUCUAUUCAGACUAUGCUUUAAAGAACCCAUUUUAUUCACUGGAAAUGCCAAUCAGGUGUGAACUCUUUGACCAGAACUUGAAGUCUGCCCUGGAGGUUGCAGAGAAAGCUGGAACAUUUGGACCAAGUUCUUAACCCUGCAUUACCCCCUCUCCAUUUGUCUGCAGUUGGAGAGUACUAUGGAGAUUCAAUCUGCCUUAGCUGUUUAGAUUUGUUUAUACCUUGGCUGCCUCUUUCUGUAAGAGAUGUGCCAUGUUCCUGGUAUGUACAUACUGUAAAAUUGAUAAGUUAUAUCUCAUGUAACACAGUGGUGACAUAGUGGCAUGUGUAGGGUGGUAAUAUUACCUCCAAAUAGAUUGCAGAAUUGUUUUGUAUUUAAACAUUUAUUUCACUUUUGUAUAUAAUUCCGAUAAAACCAAAUUUUAUUUCAA